This is a messenger RNA of Lecanosticta acicola, 954 nucleotides long. The record is from the annotation of a GenBank genome assembly. NCBI's taxonomy places the organism in Eukaryota, Fungi, Ascomycota, Dothideomycetes, Mycosphaerellales, Mycosphaerellaceae.
AUGGCGGCCGACCAGCGCAAGCUGCUCGAGCAGCUCAUGGGAGAUCCAUCCCUCCUUACAGCUGGCGGCGGCAGCAGUCAGCAGAAGCUCAGCAUCACAGAUCCCAAAGUCUGUCGAUCAUUUCUGUGCGGUUCCUGUCCCCACGAGCUCUUCACAAACACCAAGGGCGACAUUGGCACCUGCCCAAAAGCCCACGUCGGAGCUCUGAAGGAGGAAUACACGAAUGCCAGCGAUAAGCAGAAGAGAGAUUGGGGAUUCGAAUGGGACUACAAGGCAGACAUCGGACGCCACGUGGGCGAUUGCGACCGCAAGAUCGAUGCGGCAGCUCGUCGCUUGGAGAAGACGCCAGAGGAGAUUCGCCAGCACAGAGCUCUGUUGGAUCAGAUCUCGGACUUGACGCAGAAUGUCAAUGUGGGACUGCAGGAGGUGGAAGUACUCUCGAACCUGGGCUCUGUCAAUCUUGCCGUGCAAGAGUUCUUCAAGAUAAAUCAGUACAGGGCGACGAAGGCAGAGCGUGAGCGCGAGCUUCAGUCGCUCACCGAUACUUCCGGUCCUUCUGGUCACCAAAAGUUGCAAGUCUGUGAUGUUUGCGGCGCGUAUCUCAGCAGACUCGACAAUGAUCGUCGUCUGGCCGACCACUUUGCUGGCAAGAUGCACUUGGGCUACCAGACGAUGCGCAAGGAACUUACUCGUCUCAACGAGGAGCUGAAGGGUCGCGCUCCUCCACGUCUAGACGCGUCAGGCUACGAUGAUGGUUAUGGAGGGCGCGGCGGUGGAUAUGGCGGAUACGGCGGAGAUGGGUACGGAGGAGGCCACGGAGGAGGAGGCUAUGGAGGAGGCUACGGAGGAGGAGGGAGCGGAGGAUACCGUGGUGGUUAUGGAGGCCGCGGCGGUGGAUAUGGUCGCGGCGGCGGUCGCGGUGGUGGUCGCUACGGUGGACCGAGAAAUCAUUGA